AUGGCUCCCAUCCGUCGCUACCUUCGUAUCACCAAACAUUCGGCGCUGGAGUGUCGGAUUUACUUGGAUAACCCGUCCGACAGCCGAUGGCUAUUAAGUUCUGCCCAUCCGGUUCUUCCUCGCGUAUUUGACGCGAUCCGGCACCUGGUCCUUCCUAAGUUGCGCGAAGAAAACAUACGCCUUUGGACUCGCAAGAAGGGCAAACCUGUCAAAGAUGUUGUUCAGGAAGAUGACUUUGAAGUCGCAAUCUUCCUCCGUGAAACGCGAACGCGUCAUUCACUGCUAACGCGGACCAAGACAUUUCAUAAUUCUGGAAAGGGGAGCGAGGCUGAGCAUGAUGAGGGUUCUUUAGCCAUGCCUGCCAACUCCGUAGAGAAUGCCCAAGUGAUUCCCGAGAGCGAUAGUGACCCGGAAUUUGAUUUGCACGAUAUUCCGGCGAACGAAGACGGCACUGGAGAAAGUGAUUUAAGAACACGGAGGGGCAAAGGAAGAGAUAACCAAGAUGGCCAGGCCGAAGGGACGGAUGAGAAAAAGCUCGGCUUCAGCACCACCUACGAGAGCUUCAAUAUUCAUGGCUGGGUACUUUGCUUGUUGAUCACACGAAAAGACGGUAAAGCAGGGAGGGCCACGACGGCAGAGCCAAAACAGCCGCUCAUGGAGGAAUGGAUAUCAACACAAGCUCAAACUACCCUUGAGGAGGAUUGA
Messenger RNA from Penicillium chermesinum, 705 nucleotides. RefSeq lists its product as uncharacterized. The coding region runs from base 1 to 705 and encodes 234 amino acids. The transcript has 2 exons. Lineage: Eukaryota; Fungi; Ascomycota; Eurotiomycetes; Eurotiales; Aspergillaceae. The record is from RefSeq and is a predicted model, not a curated record.